UUUCCGUGAGGUGCGCUGUGGUUCUGCCUAAAAUGUAAGUGACCUAAUAUUAUUAUAAUUGCUUAUUGAACUGUUAAUUGUUCUAUUGAACGGUAGUAAUGGUGAAAACGUUGUUUGAUGUUGCAUAACUAACUUUAUUUUAAAUAUAAAAACUUCAUUUAGAUUUUUUACCUCAGCAUGCUUAACUUAACGUUGCUUGUCUGGCGUUAAUGAAGCGUCAAUGUCGACCCUCGGAGUCUCUUUGCGAGAAUCAAACCCUGGACGGCCCCGGCCCAAUUUAAACCCGGGUUGUUUACGAGAAUACAAGAGGCCUUCUGUUUUCUUCUGUUUCUUUAUGGCUUUAAGUUUAAGGUGUCAUAAAAUUGAUAAAACUGCUAUAUUUACAACCCGCGAUGUACACGAUACAAUAAAUAGUCGUUAGCAUUGAACAUCAUUGAAUAUGAAUGUUAUCGUUUGAAAGGACCAGAUGACGUAUAUAUUUUUUUCUUUUUUGUAUUCCAUUCUGCGCGGGAAUUUAUGACGUCACAAUUCGCCCAUGAAGGUAUAUAAAGGCGCAAAAAUCACUUGCUCAUUUUGUGCUUUGAAGUCUUGGAAGUAACAUAUUUGGUAGCGACUGUUAGCGACUGACAAACGGUGUUAUCAUGGGACUGCUUUCAAAACUCAAAGAAGCGACUGGUUCGGAGUGUGUACAAGAACCCUGUGUACACCCCAGAGACUCCCCCAUCAUGACGGAGAACCAUCAACCGGCGCCGGUUGGUUCUCUUGAGAGCGAUGGAGGGAGAUCGAUGAAGAGCUUCUGGAAGUGGGCCGUUCUUCACUUUCCUUCCAGCCGAAGGGGAACAUAUGACCUGGCCAAAGCCGAGGAGAAAUACGGGACAGAGGCGGAAAUUCAGUGGAGAGAUAACGAUGAUCCAGCUCCUGAAGACCUCCUUGCAUCUGAGAAACAGCAGAAACACAGCGUCCUGGACAAGAACCAGAGUGAACUCUGUGUACAUCCCAAAGACGGCCCCAUCACAUCAGAGAGCCAUCAUCCUCAUCUGUCUGAGAUUGAUGGAGGAAGAGAGAAGGAAGGGAGUGAGGAGAAGAAGAAGAAGAAGAAGAGCUUCUGGAAGUGGCCUGCUCUUCACUUUCCUUGCAUUGGAGCUGGAACAUAUGAUCUGGCCGAAGUGGAAGAGACACAAUGGACAGAGGCGGGAACGCACUGGAGAGAUAUCGAUGACCAGAGUGUACACGAACACUGCGUACAACCCAAAGACUCCCCCACCAGGUCUGAAGAGACGCCUGUUACUCCUGUUGAGAACGAUGGAGGGAGAACGGAGGCAGGGACAGAGGAAGUCCUCCUCACUACUGAGCAACAGAUCGUGCAGGACAUCCUGGACAAGGGCCACGUUCACAAGCAAUAUGAAAUCGGACGCAUGCUUGGUGAAGGAGGAUGUGGCAGUGUUUAUGAAGGGACUCGCUGCGAGGAUGGACUUAAGGUGGGUGUGAAAUGUUCAGAGAAGACGCCAGACAUGUCAUAUAUCAGUGUGCCUGGUCAUCCCAAUCGUCUGCCAAUGGAGAUUGGCCUGAUGCUCAUGGCCAACAAUGGCCCCAGCGUUUCCCAGAUCAUUAAGCUGCUCGACUGGGAGGAUGACACAGAUCACUACGUGAUAGUCAUGGAGCGACCAGUGCCUUGCGUGGAUUUGUUUACUUUCGUGGAUGAUGAAGAAAAGCUUGACGAGGGGAUUGCAAGAAAUAUUAUGCGGCAGAUCAUUGAUGCUGCUCAAACUUGCUGUGAUCGUGGCGUCUUCCAUCGUGAUAUAAAACUGGAGAACAUCUUGGUGAACCAGGACACCAUGGAGGUCAAAUUAAUUGACUUCGGGUGCGGGACAGUCAUGAAGAAAUCUACCUUCGAAUCCUUUAGUGGCACGAAAGAGUACUGUCCACCUGAGUUCAACUUGAAGGGCAGGUACCAAGCAAAGCCAACCACAGUGUGGACACUAGGGUUCAUCUUGUUUGAAAUGGUGUGCGGGGAAUGCCCUACAUCCUACGACCAUCACAAGAUCAGUGUGAACCUCUGGACCAGACCUGGCUUGUCAAAAGAAUGCCGCCAGAUGAUUUGUGAUUGUCUGCAGCCUGAUCCAGAGAAGAGACUCAGUCUGGACGAGAUGCAUCUCCACGACUGGUUUAAGGUCACAGAGUAAAACACAACCUCAGAAAACAACUCCUGUCAAGGCCACCCUGUUGUUUUCUGUCUUCAGUCAGCUUUGUGUCUGGUGGACUGACACGAGAGACCUUUCCAUCAGUCCACUCUGGCCUUAGCGUAUUGCAGGCCCUUGUCUUGAAUUAAAGCAGUCUGACUGUAUUGCUUGCUUGGGGAUCUGCAAAUAAUAAUUAAUUGUUUAUUUGGAUUUGUUUAUUUAUUAUAAGGAAGUUGAUAAGAACAUUUCUAAGGAAUUUUGUAAGAAAAUGUGAAAAGAAUUUAUUUUGUAAGAAAAUUUGUUUGGAAUUUUGUAAGAAAAUGU
Carassius auratus (goldfish) is the source of this 2504-nucleotide messenger RNA. RefSeq names its product serine/threonine-protein kinase pim-2-like. The transcript has 10 exons. Gene Ontology annotation, molecular function: protein serine/threonine kinase activity; ATP binding. The coding region runs from base 642 to 2183 and encodes 513 amino acids. Gene Ontology annotation, biological process: negative regulation of apoptotic process; protein autophosphorylation; regulation of mitotic cell cycle. Gene Ontology annotation, cellular component: cytoplasm. The record is from RefSeq and is a predicted model, not a curated record. NCBI's taxonomy places the organism in Eukaryota, Metazoa, Chordata, Actinopteri, Cypriniformes, Cyprinidae.